This is a messenger RNA of Kockovaella imperatae, 629 nucleotides long. RefSeq lists its product as hypothetical. Lineage: Eukaryota; Fungi; Basidiomycota; Tremellomycetes; Tremellales; Cuniculitremaceae. Gene Ontology annotation, biological process: intra-Golgi vesicle-mediated transport. The record is from RefSeq and is a predicted model, not a curated record. Bases 218 to 574 code for a protein of 118 amino acids. The transcript is spliced from 5 exons.
UCUAUUGCUCACCAAUUGAGGGAUCUGGCGAUUCCACAGGACAUUGUGGAAUCUCUACGGCUCGACGAGACGGAUCUGGAGCCGGAUCGAUCAGUCUGCACCAUUUCCAUCACAGUUUGCGAGGGACCAUCGAAUCACAAAGAGGCUCAUUUACCCCUGAUCUCGCAAAAGCUUCGGCAUACCGCAUCUUGACCUCCACCAGGGGUCUCUCGACACUAUGCCCAGCACCAGUGACCAAACGCUGGAGAAUCAGAACGAUGAAGAGUUGAACUCUUUACAUGGCAAGAUCAAGGCCUUGAGAUCGGUCACAAUAGAUAUUCUGGACGACUCGAACCGUCAGAAUGACCAGCUGGAUCGAACUGGCAACACCUUUACGCAAUUCACAAACUCCCUCUUCUCCACCUCUCGACAUCACUCUCGCUCCAUGGCGGCCUCCUCAACAGUCAGACAAUACCGUACGAUUGCCUACAUCGUUGGUGCCGUUGUCCUAUUAUGGCUCGUCUUAAAGCUUUGGAGUUUCGGUGGAACAAGGUCAGUUCCGCCAGAUGGGGUCAAUGGGGAAUAUCGAAUAUGAUCUGGGCUCGAUUGCGCUGCGUAUCAAGUUGCUGUAUAUGCAUUGUAUGACCGAC